Messenger RNA from Bemisia tabaci, 3720 nucleotides. RefSeq names its product mortality factor 4-like (gene MRG15). Lineage: Eukaryota; Metazoa; Arthropoda; Insecta; Hemiptera; Aleyrodidae. The record is from RefSeq and is a predicted model, not a curated record. Gene Ontology annotation, cellular component: nucleus; NuA4 histone acetyltransferase complex. Gene Ontology annotation, biological process: chromatin organization; regulation of DNA-templated transcription.
UGUGUGUGUAUAUUUUGUUAGUGUUGGUGUGUUAGGUUAUUGUGUACAUUAUUACAUUUCUUGGGGUACUCGACUCGUUAAAGUUGUGCAUGUAUUUUUCACUUGUUUACCAGAAUGUCAAGUAAAAAAAAUUUUUUCACUGAAGGCGAAAAAGUAUUAUGUUUUCAUGGACCGUUGAUUUAUGAGGCAAAGUGUCUUGAGGUUGGCUUCAAUGAUGAAAAAUCGGGAUACGAGUACAAAAUUCAUUACUCUGGAUGGAAUAAAAGUUGGGAUGAAUGGGUGCCCGAAGACAGAGUCCUCAAGUAUAAUGAACAGAAUCUACAGAGGCAGAAGGAUUUAAUCCAAGCUCAAGAAGCUGAAUCAAAAUCAAAAAAAAAAGCACGAAAGGCAGGAGGUCUUGAUACCCCGUCAGCGAAAGAAAAUUCUGAUAGCCGCUCCUCCACUCCGGUAAAUGACAAAUCAGAGAGGGGUGAAAAGCGUAAACAAGUCUCAACUCCAGUAGCACCUAUUUCAUCAUCACAAGAUUCAGCCGGAGAAACACCAUCAAAGAGACGUGCAACAAAAAUUGAUGCAGGAGUCGAAACGGAGGAGCAAUUUGGAGCAAGGCUAGAGAUUAAAAUAAAAUUGCCCGAUGAACUGAAACCGUACCUCGUAGAUGAUUGGGAUUAUAUUGUUCAACAUCGAAAGUUGGUGAACUUACCAGCCCGAGUUACAGUGGAUCAAAUUAUUGAAGACUACAGGAAAUAUAAAUUAGCAAGCCGUGGAAAUACAGCCAAAAAGGAACUAAUAAUAGGAACUCUCAUGAAUGGAGUGAAAGAGUACUUCAAUGUCAUGCUGGGAUCACAAUUACUAUACAAAUAUGAAAGGCCGCAAUAUGCUCAGAUCUUGGAAAAAUAUCCAGAUACGCCCAUGUCAAAAAUCUAUGGAUCAAUACAUCUUUUAAGACUGUUUGUGAGAAUAGGGAAAGCUUUAGCCUACACCUCUUUGGAUGAAAGGAGUGUCAAUUCUCUGACAGUAUUUUUCAUUGAGUUUGGAAAAUAUCUUGUUAAAAACAGUGCAACGCUCUUUAGUCGCUCUGACUAUGGUAUAGCGCCCCCAGACUAUCAACGCACUGCCAUGUAAUUUUUAACGUCUCUGACAGUGAAGCUACAAAUUUUACCUGAUCAAUUUUUGAAGCCCCCUCUGCCUCCAGGGUAACAAGUUUAUCUCUUUGUUGGUUUUUUCCUUUGACAAAAUUGUAUUGUUCUAGAUAAUCUAUUCUCUUAAUUUCUUUAAUUUCCUGUACUUUUUUAUACAAAUCCAUUAUUUAGUAGACUUAUUCCUAUGUGUUUUUUGUUUUCUAUCUUCAUUUGUUUUGCAAUUUUCUACUUUUUGUUUGUCACAUUGGAGUAAUUUUUUCAUCGGCUGAUUCCUAAAUGACGAGUGAGUAAUGCUCCAAAUGCAAUUUAGAUUCUGCUGGCAGCUUGGCUGAUGAGAGUGCGGUUAAACAAAUUUGACCCUAAUUUGUGUUUCCUAUGACGGUAAAGGUUUUUGGACCAGCCCAAAAUUUCCUGAAUUAAACCAAUACGUAUGCAUAUAGUCGAGUUUUCACUUGAAAGUUACAUUAUCAUUUUAUACAGUGAAAACCACUGAAAAAACUGAAUAUUAUAGAAUCUUAAAUGAUGUUGCUGAAUUUUUGUUUAUUUUCCCUCUCUUCACGAUUUGGAAACAAAAUUUUAAGUUUGUGAGUUCACCCAUAGAAGUCGGUAAUUUUGCUAUUUCAAAAAUUUUACCAUGAAAAAUUAUUGUCACUUCUGAACGUCUCCUUGCGAAAACUAGACAAGUUAUGAGCACUUCAAGAACCAUUCUGUACCUUCUAUUCCAACUGCAAAUAUUUAAUUUUUGAAAAUAUUUGGUAGUAACUAUUCUUAUCUUAGUUUGCCGGCUUGACUUGUGAAAGUUCAAUUUCGUUUCCGAGUCGCAACUCAGUUAAAAUAUUUAAUGAUAACAUUAAUUAAAUGAUUCUUAAAUGAUGUCGGUGACAAUUGUUAACAUUUUCCAUGUUUCAUGGAAUUAUAUGAAAAAUCUGCACAUCAGAAAAAAUCAGUUGUAAUGUCCGGAAGUUAUGUUGCUUUAUUUUUAAUUUUAAAAAAUGGGCUGUGGACAUAAGAUCAGUUCUACCCAAAAUACGCCAGUCAUUAAGACAUCAGGAAAACUUCUACAUCAGAUAAGAUGCCAAUUGUAUCUCAAUUUUUGCCAUUUUUUGCUUCAUUGACUGAAUUAUUUUCGUGAAUUAAUUUUGUUCAGCUCCAGUAUAAGAUAUGGAGCUGCUGUAUAUCUAAAUCAUUAUUGCUUUAUCAUUUUGAUAUUAUUAUUUAUUAUUAAUACUUCUCAAAAGGAGUCUCUUGUCCAAUUGAGGAACAUGUUUUAGAAGAUCCCUCUCUGUUUGAUAUGUUGAAUUUGUUUUGUUAUUUUUCUAACCGUUACUUUCUAUUAGCCUGCAAUCUUUCAAUGUGUUGGAGUAAGUCAAUCUUUUUCAGAAAGCUUUCAGUACAUUAAGUUUUCCAUGCUUGCAUCAAAGUGGUCUCUGGCUCUUUUUACCUCUCAUUACAUAUUCUUUGUGUCCAUUUUCUUUUUCUGAAGUUCCCCUCACCCAAAAAGGGAGCUUUGUUUGGUAUCCUGCCUUCAUUAAAAAAAAAAAAAAAAAAACUCCGAAUGGCAAUCAGCAAAUUUACUAGAAAGGAAAUCGAUUGGAGCAGUGUCUCCAGCCUAGAAGUUCUAGCUGCAAGCCUUAGCUCUUAUUCUUGUAUUUAGGGUUGAGGGCCUUCCAUAUGAGUACAAGGCUCAUAAUAACCUGGUUAAUAGCAAUGAGCGGAGAUGGCGCUGUAAGUUUCAAGGUAGUAACAGAUUACUAAUCCUGUCAGGCAGAUAAUUAAGAAAUUUACUAUCAACCUACAAUGGAAAUCCUGAUAGUAAGUAUCUUUUUCCCAUAACUUCAAAAUUACAGCAUAAAAUUAAAAUCUAGAAUUUCUCAUUUUACAAGUCAGCUUUUUAACACACUUGAGUUUUUCAAAUUCAAUGUACCAAAACGCCAAGAAAGGCGUUUUUUGUGAACUUCCUACCACAUUAAAUGGGUCCAAAGUUCAUACAAUGAAGUAAUACAAAAUCAAAUGAAAAGAAAAAAAAAGGAUUUUUGAAUGAUUUUUCUCGUGUCUUCUGCAUUUGAUUGUGCAAAUUUUGGUCGAAUCGGUAGCCUGAAUAAAUUGACCCAUUGGAUGCAAAGGUAGGUCCAGAAAAAAUGAUGUCUACAUCAAAAAUAGACAAAAUAUAGCACUCUUUAAUGCUUUAGAAAGUUCUUAGUGUGACCGGUAAGGAACAUCUCACAGAUCGUAAUUUUACGCAGUAGUUUUGGAGUUAUACCUACCAAAAAGAUACUAAUAUUUGAGAGGACUCUCAUACCAUUUUUUAUGAAAGGUUGUUUUAUUUUUAUGAAUUGUACCCCUUGAGACGUUUUUACAUACUAUUGCCAUAGAUUUUUUUUUUUUAAAGUUUUCUUUAACUGGAGGAAAAUUCUUUUGAUUGAAAACCUUUUGUACUUGUGAUACAUCUUAUUUUGAAACUCUUAUUUAUGUUUGAACUUGGAACUUAAAUUUUUAAAUGCUGAAAUUAUGAUGUAUUGUGUAUAUAGAUGUUACAAAAAGAGAAAGAAAAAUUCAGAAUAAUAAAGAAUUUUGCUACAUA